This is a messenger RNA of Cyprinus carpio (common carp), 2623 nucleotides long. Its product is annotated as B-cell receptor CD22-like. The record is from RefSeq and is a predicted model, not a curated record. Lineage: Eukaryota; Metazoa; Chordata; Actinopteri; Cypriniformes; Cyprinidae.
UAGAUUGUUUGAAAUAAAUGAUAAUAACAUUUUAUUUACUUUACUUCUGCUUUUAGGGUUUAAGACCAAAUCUAAUCUCAAUCUAACAUAGAUUUCAACAUCUUUCACUUCUUCAUUAGAUUUUCUGAUGGUAAUGAAAUGAGUUGUAUUGGUGGUAAUGGGCAGAUGUUGAACUGCAGUUUCUGUGACUCCACCACAACUGAAGCAACAGGUCGUUUGGUCUCAUGAAAAACUAUUUAAGCUCAUCUCAGAUGACUCUCAGAAUGUUUGCUGCAGAUCUUCUUGUACUUAGCUCUAUUCUAUCAGCUGCUUGGUGUCUGUCAGUCCUAAACGUAUCGGUCCCCAAAACCCUCAACAGCACCAGCGGCUCUUGCCUUCUGAUUCCUUGUCUAUUCAACAUUUCAAAGGAGAAACAAAACAUUCUUGAUAGUUCACCAGAAGUAACAUGGAGACGAGGAUCUCUGUGGUCACUCUAUGAUACAGAUGGUUUCACCAUCGCUCACCGUCAGAAGGAACCUGUGAUGGAAGUGGUGGGUGACCUACGAAAGAAAAACUGCACUUCUGUCAUGAGGAACCUCACCAGCCUGCAUUCAGAUCGUUACUACUUCAGGAUUCAAGCUGAGAACUCCGGUGUGACUGGAACAACUGCUGUGCACAUAAAUGUGUCCGAGUCCGUGGCUGAGCCGAAUGUGACUGUGCCGGUGCUCAGGGAGGGUGAGGAGGUGAAUCUGACCUGCACUGUUCCAGCUCCCUGCCCCAGUCACCCUCCAAAUGUAACCUGGGCUCCUGCAUUAGGUGGUGACGUAACACAGAGGACACACCUGAACGCUGAUGGGACUCAGAGUGUUUCUGCCAUCUUGAAUUUCGUCCCGUCAGUCCACCAUCAUGAGCUGAAAGUGAACUGUGUUUCUAUUCAUCCUCUACACAGAGAGGACAGACCCCUGCUCAGCCACAAGGUGGUCAUCCUCAAUGUGGAGUAUCCUCCUAAGGAAACAUGGAUCUCUCUCACAGGCUUGGUCUGGCUUGGUGAUAAUGUGACCCUCACCUGUCAAAGUAAAGCCAACCCUCCUGCGGUCCACAGGUGGUUCAUGAAGAGAGCGGGUGUAGAGGAAGAACUGAGCAUCUCACAUGUGCUUUCCUUCACUGCGGCCCAUGAGAACACUGGGGAAUACAUUUGUGAGGCACAGAAUCUAUGCGGUGCAAUGAACUCCACAAACCUACAGAUCACUGUCCUAGGCAUAUCCUUCACUGCUUUUUUGUCAAUUUUGGCAGCUUUAUCACUUAUAUUUGCACUUCUUGCAAUUGCUAUUGUUAUGAUUUACAGAAGGUAUAAAGAGCCAAUCAGAAGUGAAACAAACCAAGAUCAGAACAUUUAUGCCAAUAUGUCUGCAAGUGCGGUGAAAAGCGAGCAGCUCCAAUCAAAGCCAUGUGAAGAUAAGAACACCUGCACCAUUAAUCCUGUAUACGCAUUCAAACAUGAUCUCCCCGAUGAAAACAUCUACGCAAACUGUUGAAGUGAAAAGUAGCAUGUUUUAAACAUCCGUUCAUUGAUCACCACUGAACGAUUAGUCUCUGGAUGUCAGUAGAGAUCAUUUGAAUCAGUAUUAGCAUAUAUACACUUCUCAAAAAUUAUUUUCAUCUAUUGUGUUCAGAACCAUAUCCUCGCUAUUUACUUCAAAGAAUAAAAAUGCUCCAAUUCCUCAACACUGAAUCUACACUGAACUACCUGUAUCUAUAUUUUUUAUUUUUAUGUGAUACAAUUUCCCUUCAUGCUUUUACUAAUUUUAGAGGAUGCAGUGGUUUGAAGCUAAUAAACAAUGCUAAACAAAUUCAAGACUUUUUUGUUGGUUUGUUUGUUUUUUACUAAACGAUGGACAGGAGUUAGAUACAGUAUUUAACCUACUGCUAACAUCCCCCAUGUCCUUUGUGCUUUGUCAGACGGCCAAAUGCAUGGUUUGGGUAUGUUUGGACUAAUAAGUGUUUUAUUCAUUGUUUGGAAUGCUUUUUUUAUAGUGUUGUUAUACAAUUUAGGUGUUUGCUAUUAUUUUAUUAACUCAGAAUUGCAUCUGAUGUGCUUUAUGUAUGCUUACCGUUUUCCAGCAGGCUUGCAUCAUAUCUAUUCAGGGUUGUGUUUUGUCACUUUGUGUGCUCGCAUGGCUAAUUGCGAAAAUGGUAUUGAGUUAUUGUGCUGAUGUUUUGGUGUUAUUUUUUUAUUUUUAUUUAUUUAUUUAUUUAUUUAUUUGUUAUUAUAAAGGUUUUUAAACAUCUUGCCAAAGGACUGCAGUUGAGAAUUAGCCAGCUGGCUAACACUGCUACAUUUACAGAAAUGUUGAUUAAUGUGUGGUGUCCUUUAAUAAAGAAAAGUAAAGUAAAAGUAGUCAACACACACACACACAAACACACACACACACACACACACACACACACACACACACACACACACACACACACACACACACACACACACACACACUAUAUCAAAUAGCAUGUAAAUUGUUUGUUCAAUUCGAACAGCUGAGUCUUUACUCAUUUUCAAAAAACAUCUAAAGACUCAUCUUUUUCGCCAGCACUUGUCCAACUAAUACUAGCACUUACCUUUUCUUGUCUAGCAUACCCUUACCAA